CCAAGCUGUGCGCUAACCGAGUAGGCGAAUUCACUUCGUCACUUCACAAAAGACUUCCAAAUUCACUGCGGCAGACACUGCAAAAUAAAAAUGUUAAGUACAUCCUAGCUGAGGGGGAGAGACGGAAGGCUCCGUGUUCAAUCAAAGGUUUGCAAUAAUAGGAUUCAUUUAAAAAAAAAAAAAUAGACAGAUGGGCUUAGGAAAUGUUGCUGCGGUGAGCCUGUCAUGAGAGGCACACGCAGUCUGCCUUCUGUGGACCUGCACAAUGAUCCCAGAGCCAGCCUGGCUUAGGAGACCCUGGGACUAGGGCUCCAGAGAGAGGCCACCGGCUCCCAGACACCCUGCGGGGCAGGAGGCUGAGACCAUGCAUCAGAUCUACAGCUGCAGCGAUGAGAAUAUUGAAGUUUUCACCACCGUGAUUCCUUCCAAGGUGUCCAGUCCAUCCAGGAGAAGAGUCAAGAGCUCGCAACACCUCUUGGCCAAGAAUGUGGUCAUCGAGUCUGACCUGUACCCGCCACCGAGGCCCCUGGAGCUGCUGCCUCAACGCUGUGAGCGCAGGGACACAGGCGACCGCAGGUGGCUGCAGACUGGCAGGCUGCAGACUGCCAGGCCACCCGGCACACAUCCCACCAAAACCCCCGUCAGACCUGUGGGGAUUUCUGAACCCAAAGCCUCGAAUCUGUGUGGGAAUCGAGCAUAUGGAAAGUCACUGAUUCCUCCAGUGGCCAGGAUCUCAGUGAAAGCUCCAGCUGGGGUGGAGGUGGCAGCCAAGGGCUCAGAAAAUGGAGCUGUUCUGGGAAGAGGAUCCAGACACCUCAAGAAGAUAGCAGAAGAGUACCCAGCCCUUCCCCAGGGAGCAGAAGCCUCCCUGCCAUUAACAGGCAGUGCUUCCUGUGGUGUUCCUGGCAUCCUACGAAAAAUGUGGACCAGGCACAAGAAGAAGUCUGAAUAUGUGGGAGCCACCAACAGCGCCUUUGAAGCCGACUAAACCUUUCAUGGGCUCCUCACAUUGGCCAAGGUUCACAGGAAGAUAGAAGAGUUGAGAACUGGGACUGAGCCACCCUCCCCUCUGCAGGUUACUGGUCCAAACGCAUCAUCAUCCCUUACACUCUGGCAUCGGGCAUGGAAAGUAACAUCCUCAGAAGGCAGGAAAGCGGUUCUUCAGAACUGCUAAAGCCAGCGGUCUUAAAGUCAUGUUGGUCGAUUACAAAGGUUAUAUCCCUAUCUUUAGGCAAAAGUAUACCAACAGCAAACUUUCCUGACCUAUUUGAAAGCACUCCAAGGAAAACAGUUGAGCUGUCUUCUUUGUGAGUUUUCCCAAGAUGUAUGGUUCCUGGUGUAUAUGUAAAACUUGAUUCUGAGGUACUUGGAACACAAUGGUUCUUACUUUUCCCAUUCCAUGUGUUUUCCCUUGAUGAAGUACCAAACACUUCAUCUUUACUUUGUUCUAAUAUCUACUUAACAGCAGCAACCAUCAUCACUCGGCUUUGCUAACCAUGGGCAUGACUGCAUGAGCUCUCUUCUUCUAGGUACAUUCUUUUCUAUAGAAAAGCACUUAAAACACCAAUGUUAAUUUUAAUGUCCGAUAUUUUGUGACGUGGCUCAAUUGACCAGCUUUGUACAAUGACUUUAAUCCAGAGUGCAUUCCCCCAUUGUUGUCUCUUCUCACCAUUACAAAACGUCUGCUAAGAAAUCACUGUGGCCCCCAACUUACAGACGGGGACACUGGAGCAUCUGGAUGGCUGUAUGUGACUCGACAGCAGGUUGUAGGAUUGUCACCAGAUCUGAGCUCCUCUAAAAAUAACUGAUUUAAGAAAAUUUUUAAAUGGAGAGAAGAAUCUGACGUUGUUGGAACAAAGAAAUGAUUUGAGUAAAAUAUAUCAUUCUGCAUUAGAUAAUUAAGACACAUGCUGAGGACAGAGAUCCCAGCACCUCAAGAGGAUCACAUGUUUGAGACAGGCCUGGGCAGCCUAGCAAGACCCUGUGUCAAAAACAAAACAACACACAUGCACGCAUGCACAGAUAGAGAGAGAAAAAGAGUAUGCAUAGAUGAAAACAGAAAAAAAAAAUCACCGUUUUUGUAGGCGGAAACAGCUGCAAAUUAACUUCCUGUGGCUCAAACUAAUAUUUACUAUCCUUUAAAAAUGAUUAUAUAAGAAAUAAUGGUAAUGGAAGCUAUCAUUUGUUAAAUGCUUUCCUGCCCUGUGCCGGGCACAGUGUUGAACACCUCGCAUGAAUUACGCUAUUCUUUCUAACCGCUAACUUAGGUGAAUUUGCCCUCUGUAUAUGUUGAUACUAACUCAAAAAGGUUAAGUGAUUAGAUUGAAGUCACCUAACUCUAGGUGUCUGACAUGGAUGCCAUACCUUCUCCUUCACACAAAAUAGGGAACAGGGAGGGACGGAAAUCAGCAAAAAAAAUCUUCAUCUGCACUGGGCUGGGAGUGGCUGCCUGGAGCACAGGUGGAGAUGAGGUAUCAGAGCGCAGAUAUUGAUUAGUGGUAUCUGCCUGUGGAGUGAUCAGUAACAUAGACCUUAUAUAUUUCACAUCUGUGGCUUAAAUUCCGCCCCCGGAAGUCUUGUUCGCUCAUUAAGAGGUUUACAUUUAUCCAAUCUUCUUAAUGAAAGCAGAAAUUCUGUGGUAAACUCUACCCUAAGAUUAUGUUGAGAAUUACCAGGUCUUGACACAAAAAAAGAGUUUGACCUGUUUGGGUCUCAGGCUUGCUUCUGCUGCCCCACAGAUUCUGCCCUCCUGUUUGUGAUGCUUUGGGUAAACUGGAACAUGGUAGUAGGUCAAACAUGGACUUCCAGGCUCUUGCCUUGCUGAUAGCUGCUCUUCCACCUCUGCUUUAGACCCUGAGCAUCUGACCCUCAUGCCCAAACAGUCUGGACACUUGGGCAUCAAGUGCUUUGUACCAGUGAACCAUCCAAUGUCAUAUACAAUAUUAAGUUGGAAUCCAGAACAAAGUUAGGGAACAGUUAGAUCACAGAGUCUCCAAUGAUUGAAUUUAUUUAACUUAAAAUUGAUGUCUUAAAUGUGUGUGUGGCACCUGAAGGUUUAUUUUAUAUGUAGACCAGGACUAAUUUAUUUAUCUUUAAUUUAAAUAGUUCAUGGUGAAAUGUUUGCCUUGUGUAGAGCGUUUCAUUUGGCCAAUUCAAAUAAAAUAAAAGACACCUUGUUAGUGACAUUAAUAAACCACUUGAAGACUGUG
Messenger RNA from Arvicanthis niloticus (Nile rat), 3209 nucleotides. The record is from RefSeq and is a predicted model, not a curated record. Lineage: Eukaryota; Metazoa; Chordata; Mammalia; Rodentia; Muridae.